CAGCAGCCGUGUCAGGAGCCAAACCCGGGGUCCCGGCCCCUUGUGCCCGGAGCCGAGUCCUGGGUUCCCAGAGCCAAACCCCGGGUCCCGGCCCCUCGUGCCCGGAGCCGAGUCCCGGAGUACCGGAGCCCCGUGCGCAGCAGCAGGCGGAGCACCAUCCGGCCGCCCUCCACGGCCCCGUCCCCGCCUCGCCCUCACGCCCCCGGCCCCUCACGCCGGCCGCUCGCAGGGCCGUGUGGGAGCUGUAGUUCCGCGGUGACGCGGGCGCACCGCCGCCGCCCGCUCCGCCGCUCCGUGCGGGGCCAUGGCCGCCCGCUCCCUGCGCCGCCUCGGGGCCCUGCUGCCCGCGGCCGGCAAGGCCGGCACCGGCAGUUUGUAUUUCAGAGGGUGCCCCUGUGCUUUCAGCACUGCAGCUCAGCAGAGAAGUACAGGAGACGAGUGUGGCCCAGAGGACCCCAGUGAGGAGCCCAAGCACCCCCUCUCUGACUGUGCCUUGGAGCACAAAGCCAUCAAAUUGGAAGAGCAAGUCCGGGAUUUGACUGAGCGGUACCGGAGAGCUUUGGCAGAUUCCGAGAACGUCCGCAGGAGAACGCAGAAGUUUGUGGAAGAUGCCAAACUCUUUGGCAUCCAGAGUUUCUGCAGGGACCUGGUGGAGGUGGCAGACAUCCUGGAGAAGACAGCCGAGAGCGCCGCGGGCCACGCGCAGGAGCCCAGCGAUCCCAGCCCCACCCUGAAGAAGAUCUACGAGGGCCUCUCCCUCAUCGAGGCCAAGCUGCAGAGCGUCUUUGCCAAGCACGGCCUGCAGAAGAUGAACCCCGUGGGUGGCAGGUACGACCCCUACGAGCACGAGAUCAUCUGCCACGUGCCAGCCGAGGGCGUGCAGCCGGGCACGGUGGCGCUGGUCACGCAGGACGGCUACAAACUGCACGGCCGCACCAUCAGGCACGCUCUGGUCGGCGUGGCCGUGGAGGCACAGGAGUGACGUGGCUUCAGCUGCUCCGCCUGGGACCUGGCUGGGCUGGGGACAGUCACAGCUGCCUGUGUUUACUUAUUUAUUGAGCUGGGGUUGUGUGGUGGGGUGGCUUCGGGGGCGUCGCCGUUCGUUCUGAGGUACGCGUGUGUUUAAUGAUGCUCCUUGGAGCCCUGCAGUCCUGCUGUUUGUCAGAAAUUUGGGGCACUGUAGCCUCCUUCUCUGCUUGUUUCUCCAUGGUUUGUAUGGGGAAGAGGGGAGAUGUGGAGAGAAAGGGAAAUUCUCUUCUUGUCUCCCUGUUCCAUCGCUGAGGGAGACUCCUGCAGUGGCCUCCAGGAGAGGAACUUCUCUGCCUCACUUUCCACAGCUGUAUUAAGGGACUGUAAUAAUACUGACCUACCUCACAGGGAUGUGGUGAGGCUUUUCAAGUGCAAAGCACUGGGAAAAGUCCCGAGGGAUGAGUAUUAUUAUCACCUGGAUUUGAUGUCUUCCCUUGUCCCCACACCCCUCGGAUGGGGUGAAGAUGAUCCCUUGAAAUAACAUUUAGGGGCAGCUUUUUCUUACUUGCUUCAGGAAAACAAUCUGGAAUUCAUGGAAUCUCUGUUGUACUAGAGUUGAAUAGAGAUGAGGGUUUAAAAAGAAUUCAGUUGUUAGGUCAGACUAAUGUUAAUAUUCCUUCUCCAGGUAAAAUUCCAGCUUGACUCUUUCUUCCCAAAGGUAAAACAGGGAGCAGUGAUUUGUGGAGGAGCCAGAAAACUGUCCUCACAUCUCUUAAUCUCCAACCCAAAUGUAUGUUUUAGAGGAGAGUAAUUUCUCUUCCCUGGUGGGUAUUUGUGCAGCUUUCAAGCAUGAUAAACUAUGUGCUCUUUGUUGCAGCUGCUGGCAAAAUGGAGCUGUGCCCUUAAGCAGGAAAUCUGGACUGUUCUGUUUUCUCAGCUCUCUGGUAAAGAUCCUCAGAUUACACCAACUUCCAAUCCACAUUCUGAUUCUACUUUCAAUGAUCCUAGUAAAUAUGAAACCUUUUGGGUUUUGAUGCAAGGAGAAAAAUCUUCUCUGCUCCAAAGUCUCAAGUGCCCUUGAACCAAUUUUAGCAGCAGUGACAAGAAAGCAAGAGAAGCAGAAGGCUGAGGAAGUGAAAGCUGACCUCGAGCUGUCCUCCUGGUUGGAGGCAUGUUGUUGUCACAGCACAUAUGUAUUUCCCACUGGCCCUAUUGCCUGGGAGUUCAUUUAUCUCAGCUGAAAGGAUGCAGUCACUGAGGAGGAUCAGAAUUUAACCCUUUGCAGAGCAGCGAGCAGUCAAAUGACAAGAACAGUUAAGCCACAAAAUAAGGAAUGAUUGGUUUUCAGCUUGUUUCUUACUGAUUUAUUUAUUCAUUCUUUUUACUUUCUGGAAUUGGUUCCAUAACCUGACAAACCCACUUCCAAAAGUGCUUUAGUUAGAGUGGAUGCCAUCCCUAGUUUGGAAGAAAAUUUGUUCUUCUCCCAUUCAUUUGGAGGCUUCAGCUGAAAAACCCUUUUGUAGUGGACUUCAAGAUUGUCACAGCCUUUAAUGCUGCCAGUCUUUCACCUGGGGAGAGUGUGUGCAGUUAGUGGGUUGCCAUCCCAGAAAUUUAAGGAAUUUAAAUUUCUAACCUGCUCCAUGCAACCUUUUUUAGUGGCAGCUGUGGUGUGAGUCUGUAGUGGAUCCUUUUUGGAGUGUGGAUUUCUUCCUCUGUGAGGUAGGUUCUGAGGGAGGUACUGGAGAUUUCAGCCCUGAAACAGCACUUCUGGCAGCUGUAGCUCAUGGGCAAACCUCUUGUUCAGUGUCUUGUAUUAUUACCAUGUUUUUGGAAGUUUCAGAGAUAAACAGGACUUCCUGUCCAUUGUUGUGCUGAGCAGGUCACCAGGGUGUGCUGUUUCUCCAGAGAAGAAUAGGUAAAAUGAAAUGUGACCCUACAAAUCUGGCUGUUCUUCUCAAAAGUGAGGAACCCAUGUCCUCAGCUAGAGGGGUCUCUGCUGCCCCUUCAGCCCCUGCUGUAUCAGCUGAGUCUUGCAGUGUGAGGGGAGAGCUGGAAACCAACUUUGAAAGUGAAACUUUAGUUAUAAGGAACCAAACAGAAGCACAGGCAUUUUACACUACAGACAGUUUUCUGUCACAGAGAGGCUGCAGCUGGGUGUGCCCAGCAGUGAUGGGAUCCAAAUCCUCUUUAAACUCACCCAUGGAGCCACUGGACUGCAGAAAAAGUGUUACAGCCACUCAGUCCAGCUUGGGUUUGCCAGCUCUGCCUGUCUCCUCAGCCAGUGAUCACCCACUUCUGCCUUAAGGAAAUUCCCUAAAAUGCACUCCAGACCUUCUGUCUGUACUGAGAGAGGAUUUAUCAGUUUGUCUGUCUGGGCUCUGCUCUCACUGAGGCACUGCAGGGUGGCUGCAGCAGGACUCGGAGGGAUCCAGCUCCUCUGCAGGCUUUCCCACCCUCACAGAGGCCCUCUUUAAUUUGGGGUGAGUUCUUCUCCCAGUGAAACCUGCAAAACUUCUCCAGGAUCCUGUCAGGUUUUAUGAUUCCUGUGAAAUGGAGGCAAUGCUGAGAGACUUUCACAGAUGUUACCAAAGAGAUAAGUCCUGUAGCUAUUGUUUGUCCCAGUUUCUGCUUCCUUUGAAAGGUGAAGUGAAAAUGAAAUAACCAAACCUGGAUUCCAUCACAGAAUCCAGAUUUCCCAGGUAAAUUUGAUUCUCUUGCCUUUCAAGCACACUUAAUGAUGGUUUUUUUUUGUCCUGGAUGAGAUUGUGAAAGGGUGGGUUGAAUUUCUCCUUGGUUUUUGCUGCCUUUUCUGCCCUGUUUCUGUAACUCCUGCAGGGAGGGCACUGACCCACGAGCUGCUCCUCUGCAGUCACUUUAUCCAGUGACUGUUCAAUAAAACACAGGAAUACAUGAACAGGGCAGGAAUAGCAGAGGAGAGGAAGUGUCCUGUACCUUUUAGUCAUUUCCACACCUGGACAAGUCUCCAGUGGCACUGUCAUGAGCAUGGCGAGGUCUGAACUCUGACCAGGAGCAGUGCAGAAUGAAAUGGAUGUUGCUUUGUGAACCUGAACUUCCCAAUGCUUCAGCAGCAGAGCUUCUGUUGGAGGAGCUGUGAUCACUCAAUAGCUCCUAGCAGUACCUUAAUUAAAAAAAAAAAGUAUUUAAGUUUUAUAUUGUGAAUAUUGUAGUAUUUUUUUAUUUUAAAACUCGAGGUGUUUUGGUAUUAUUUGUAAAGUCGAACGAACAAAGCGUUGCUAAUGUCCAAAAAUCCAAGGCCAUUGAGGUGGGGGCAAAACGUGUAUAUAUUGUAAUUUUUGUGUGUUUCUGUGCUCUUUGUUUACCCAAAGGUUCUGGCUGUAUGAAAGACAGAGAUGUGUGAGAGCAGUGCAAGAAAUUGACAACAACAUUUGUGUUGAUGUUGGAAAGGUCUGAUUUCCUUUAGCUGUCCUGAUACUGUCCAUUUGCUAAUAAAACAGAAGAAUUGCAGUGA
Messenger RNA from Passer domesticus (house sparrow), 4459 nucleotides. It is a transcript of the gene GRPEL2, whose product is annotated as GrpE like 2, mitochondrial. Gene Ontology annotation, molecular function: adenyl-nucleotide exchange factor activity; protein homodimerization activity; protein-folding chaperone binding. The transcript has 4 exons. Gene Ontology annotation, cellular component: PAM complex, Tim23 associated import motor. The record is from RefSeq and is a predicted model, not a curated record. Lineage: Eukaryota; Metazoa; Chordata; Aves; Passeriformes; Passeridae. The coding region runs from base 305 to 982 and encodes 225 amino acids. Gene Ontology annotation, biological process: protein import into mitochondrial matrix; protein folding.